Messenger RNA from Salvelinus namaycush (lake trout), 744 nucleotides. RefSeq names its product small integral membrane protein 11A-like. NCBI's taxonomy places the organism in Eukaryota, Metazoa, Chordata, Actinopteri, Salmoniformes, Salmonidae. The coding region runs from base 85 to 312 and encodes 75 amino acids. The record is from RefSeq and is a predicted model, not a curated record. The transcript is spliced from 2 exons.
UGCCACAUAUAUCUGUGCUAGGGGAAACUUCACCCAAAGCCACUUUCUGAACACAGUUCCGUCCAACGUCACAUUACAGCAGACAUGGACCACAUGAUCAACUGGAAGGCGUUGGACAAUGUCCCUCUGCUCUUCUACAUCCUGGCAUUGAAGACCCUGGUCUUGUGCCUGGGCUUCGCUGGAGUGAAGAUCUAUCAGGCUAAGAAGGAAGAGGCCAAGCUGAAGAUACAGAGGGCAGAGCAGAGGAGGAUAGCGGAGCAGGUGCAGGAGCUCCUGGAUAACGAGCUCCUGGACAACAAGAAGGAUGACUGACCCGGAGGAACAAGGGAGUGUGAGGAGUGUGAAAGUGAAUACGAUACAAAAUUAGUCCAUUUGGAAAUCAGUCAGCAAUAUAGAAUGGGAGAUAACAAUGGGUGUUUCAAAGCUGCUUCAAAGGGUAUGAUGCCUUAAAGUACAGUAGUUAUUGGUCAGUUUGAGCUAAACAUUUCCCUUCUUCCCAGGAACUACAGUAUGUCACCUGACCAGACUGGGGACCUACAUGCUCCAAGGAUGGGGCGGAGCUCUGAUUGGCUGGUCUGGGGAGGAAGUGUUGAGAAUGUAUAGUUCCUGUUGGACAGUACUUACCCAGAACAGGCCUGGUGUCCUGGACAUUGCUGCGGGUGUCAUUCUUUUUUUUUACACAAACUUUUAACUUCAGAGCCACCAGAUGUUUUGUAAAUAAAGACUGUUUUUGUACCUCUGUUG